Anneissia japonica is the source of this 4539-nucleotide messenger RNA. RefSeq names its product F-box/WD repeat-containing protein 7-like. The record is from RefSeq and is a predicted model, not a curated record. NCBI's taxonomy places the organism in Eukaryota, Metazoa, Echinodermata, Crinoidea, Comatulida, Comatulidae. Gene Ontology annotation, molecular function: ubiquitin binding. Bases 215 to 2296 code for a protein of 693 amino acids. Gene Ontology annotation, cellular component: cytoplasm; nucleus. Gene Ontology annotation, biological process: proteasome-mediated ubiquitin-dependent protein catabolic process; ubiquitin recycling. The transcript has 12 exons.
CGUUAGUGCAGUGUGGGGGCGCGUUUUGGAAAACGAAGAGAACGAGAGGAAAAAAUAUUAAUGCAGUAAAGCGCGACGACAAUGUUUCUUGUAAAAGUGACUUCAGAAAAUUUGUUAUAUUUGAAGGAAAAUAGAACUUAAGUUUGAUGAGUUUUCUUUUCAUUGUCCACCAAGGAUUUCUUACCUGGAAUUCACCAGUUAAUGACUUUUCAAAAUGGUGACGCGUCUUGUUGAUAUAAACGCCGCUGCAGUUGAUGAAUUAGCCAGGUUAAUAGGUGUUGGCCGAUCAAGAGCCGAAGCUAUAGUUGAUACAAGACUUAGUCUAAAUGGAUUCAAAAGUAUAUAUGAUUUAACCAAAGUGCCAGGGAUUGGCAAUAGUGUGCUGGAGCAAAACCGAAUUCUCCUUACAUGUGGAACUUUUAAACGGGACCCUCUACGUCCCUCAUCUCAACAUCGUUCACAGAGCUCUUCGCGUAGGCACAGCUCUAAUAACAAUGACUCUGACAUGGAUGUUAAUACGAAUUGUAUAUUAACACGGAGGCGAGAAAGCUUACGGAGCUAUGUGCCAUCUGACCGCAAGGGUACUCCGGCUAAGAAUCAAGCAGAGGUGUCAAUACGACAGUCAGCAUCAUCUGGGAGUGAGGUUGAUGGAUGUGAGACAAGGAGUAAGAUGAAGCGGAAAUCAGAAAUAAAGGAAAAGGGAGGCUCUCCGGGGAAAAAGGCAUGCCGGUCAGUGGAGAUACAAAAUGCAUUUCUUAGGGUGCUAGAAAAUGGGUACACGCCAAGUGCUUUACGGUUCGGGGGAUCAAGUUUGGAUGUUCAUACAAGAAGACGUCUUGUGUCCUCACGCUUCCAUGCACCGCCGGAUCUUAAUAAUUGGUUAAAAACUUUUCAGAAUUGGACUGGUGCUGAGAAACUUCUUGCACUGGAUGAGCUGAUUGAGAAAUGUGAACCAUCACAAGUACGCCACAUAAUGGCCGUUAUAGAACCCCAGUUCCAAAGAGAUUUUAUAUCAUUACUUCCACGCGAGCUCGCAUUGUACGUAUUAGCUUUCCUCGAACCAAGGGAUUUACUACGUGCCGCACAGACUUGUCAGUAUUGGCGUAUCCUAUGCGAGGACAACCUAUUAUGGCGUGAAAAAUGCAGGGAAGCCGGGAUUGCUGAGGUCAAUGGGAAGCAGACCAGGAGGCGGUCUAACUCUGGCGUGCCAAGAAGUCCGUGGAAGAGUGCGUAUCUUAGACAUCAUCAAAUAGAAUAUAACUGGCGAUUUGCGGAAAUUCGUCAACACAAGGUGCUCAAAGGUCACGAUGAUCAUGUGAUCACAUGCUUACAGUUUAAUGGUCAGAGGAUUGUGAGCGGGUCAGACGACAAUACGUUAAAAGUAUGGUCAGCUUCAACAGGGAAGUGUUUACGUACACUUGUUGGUCAUACAGGAGGUGUCUGGUCUUCAGAAAUGGCAAAUAACAUUAUUAUAAGUGGGUCGACUGAUCGAACAUUAAAAGUAUGGAAUGCAGACACGGGUCACUGCAUCCACACGUUGUACGGUCACACUUCAACGGUUCGCUGCAUGUCACUUAGUGGCAAUAAAGUGGUCAGCGGUUCGAGAGAUGCAACUUUACGAGUAUGGGACAUUGAGACUGGCCAAUGUUUGCAUGUCCUUAUGGGCCAUUUAGCGGCGGUCAGGUGUGUCCAGUAUGAUGGCCGUCGGGUCGUCAGUGGUGCUUAUGAUUAUAUGGUCCGUGUAUGGAACCCGGAAACGGAGGAGUGUCUACACACACUCUCGGGUCAUACAAACCGUGUGUAUUCAUUGCAGUUUGAUGGUAUUCAUGUGGUAAGUGGGUCCUUAGACACAUCGAUUCGUGUCUGGGAUGUAGAGUCGGGGGAAUGUAAACACACCUUGAUGGGUCAUCAGUCGCUGACCAGUGGAAUGGAACUUAAGGACAAUAUCCUAGUAUCCGGUAAUGCUGAUUCCACUGUCAAAAUCUGGGACAUAACAACUGGUCGAUGUCUCCAAACACUACAAGGGCAAAACAAACAUCAGAGUGCAGUUACUUGUUUACAAUUCAACAAGAAAUUUGUGAUUACGAGUUCUGACGAUGGAACAGUCAAACUCUGGGACUUGAAUACUGGUGAAUUCAUUCGCAAUCUAGUCACGUUGGACAGUGGUGGCAGUGGCGGCGUUGUGUGGCGGGUGCGCUCGAACCAUACAAAACUCAUUUGUGCGGUGGGAAGUCGCAAUGGGACCGAAGAAACAAAACUCUUAGUGUUAGAUUUUGACGCGGACCAUAAACUCUGAUUUACGCGUGCGCACGCGGUGUGAGUACGCAUCAAGAUGUACCCAUCACGUGUGCACGGAUCACGUGAUCGCAAAAUGUGUACGCAACAUGUUAGUAUCACCUAUGUUCGUGGAUACAUAUGAACCUAUUGCACUUGUGUGUAUGCACAUGAUGAUGCAUGUAAACCUGCACUUGUAUACACUUGUGCACUCUUAACUUGUGUACAUAGUGCGUGUCGACAGAGUUUGACAUUCCAGAUAACACGAUACAUUAUCAAGUUUGUGCGAAAAUGACAAGGCAGCAUUGGGAACGUUUCCAGAAAAACAUUCAAGAGAUUAGGAAUCUAAGAAGAUUUAUUUUUAUAUAAUUUGCUUUUCCUUUCAACAAUCAUCGGAAAGUUGGAAUAUCAAAGAAUAUGCUCAUUCAUUUUUUUCAUUGCAUCCCCGUGUAUUGUUGCAGCAUCAUAAAUAACCUGAAUCAUACCAGAUUUUAUUGUGACAGUUUAAAUACUUAUCGAGACUUCAACGGCAAAAUAUACUUGGCAGUGCAGAAUACGCAACAACAUAUCUGCUGUAGUUAUGUCUGUUGAUCAUUUCCAUGGUGAUAAAUUUAAUUAUUACAGAGUAACAUAGCAUUCAAUAAUCCCCCUUAGGUUAAGAUAUCUCAUACAUUGUAAAAACGAAAUACAUUUAUGGGUAAAAAAGACUUAAUGUACCAUUCUUUAAUAAUUUCUCCAAAAUCAUUUUAUGAUUUUUCGGAGAAUUACUAAAUAUUGAUUAACUCUUCUACUGUAGUAAACUGAUCGUUUGGGCAUAUAUAGUACACAAUGGUCUUGGUGUUCUAUAAAAAAAUAUAAUUGAUUCAAAAAACACAAUACUGCAAAAUAUUGAUUAUUACAGUUUCCAAGGCAUUGCAGUAAAACAGUGUACUAAUUUUUAACCAGAAGUGUUUUGUUUUGUUCAUUUUAUAUCUAGCCAACAUCUAAAAACAAUUAAUUGAACGCGUUGUAGUUAUUAUCAAAAUACUAGUAAACAAAACCUGUCAAAAUUAUUCUAUGAAAAUAUCAAACUUUUUUAACAAUAUUGUUUGAUCUUUUACUUUUCAAAAAAAAAAAUGUUGUCCCUUUUGAAAUUGGUUUUUGAUUUUAAUUUCAAAAGAUGAAUAAUUUAUUCACGCUUUCUGUUGCUAAAAAAAUUUGUAUCAAAAUAUUGGAGAAAUCAUUGCUAACACAUUUGUUUUUAGCUAUUUGAAAUAAAGAAUUAUGUGAACUCUGAUCUCUGGGAAAAAGACACUGUAAAUUAUAUACUUUGUAUACUGUAUGCUAACAAGCUGAUAUAUGGUGUGCUUGGAAUGCUUGGAACUCAAAUUGGAUUGAAUAUUUUAGCGUUUCUAAUCAUUUUUUUUUAAAGUUCAUAACAAAAUGUUGUUUACUUCUCAUCCUAGCAAAACAAAUCAGUAAACAGAUGUAUUUGAUCUGCACUACAAAAUGGGUUGUUGUUGAAGCUUGUGCUACGUUUAGUUGAUGGCCACAGUGUAUUGGACCCCAGAUUUUGCAACAGGGUUUUUUUCAAUUUUAUUUAGUAAUAGUGCAUUAUGUGAUAAUGCAUAAAGACUAACUUUGUUGAAGUUAUUACAACAUUAUUUUAUGUUUCGUCCAAACCACCACAUUUUAUGUCACAAAUACAUGUAAUUUGCCUAUAUUUAUAAAAUGUGAUGUCAUCAACAUACCCAUAUUAUGAGCAAUUCAGUGUCACAUAAAACAUGAUAGUGAGGACAAUAACUUAUUAUUUGGUUUGUCUUUGGAUACAUGGCUUCUCCAUGUUCUAUAUUCAUGUGUACUUGUAAGGCCAAUUCCAUCGUCAUAUUAAAUCGUUCAGUGGUGGUGCUGGCCUAAAGGUAAACACUUCUAAAUAAUAAAAAGAUAAAAGUGUAGGUUAAUAGGGAACAUUCGAUUUGUGCAACGAUGUGACUCUAGAACGGAUUCACUCAUUUGUGACCAUCCUAUUGUCCUCUGCAGCACAGCAUAUAUUCAGGCCAAAUUGCAUCCUAGAAUCCAUGUAUUAAUGUGCGUUCUCACAAAAUGAUUUCUUAGUGACACCAUUACGUUCUGCAUCGUCCUACUGUCGUCGAAAGCUUCUUUAUAUAUGACAACUCAUUUUGUAAUAGAGGUCUUUUACAGAUUUGUUUUUCUAAUAUUUUUUUUUUUUUAAGAUCACUAUUCAGCUGAAAAAAAGCAUCUGUUCAUUUUAAAUUUCAGGAAUCA